Molecule: messenger RNA, 710 nt
Organism: Penaeus vannamei (Pacific white shrimp)
Lineage: Eukaryota; Metazoa; Arthropoda; Malacostraca; Decapoda; Penaeidae
Product: neuropeptide-like protein 31
Source: RefSeq, a predicted model, not a curated record
AGUCACAGCUUGGAAUUUCUACGGAAAAGUCCUUCACAUAAUGAUGAGACACGGAUUGUUCCUGGCGCUGGCACUGAUGGCGGCGGCGCUGCUGGCACUGGCGGAGGCCGGGCCGCUGCCUGAGGCCGAGGCCGAGGCGGAGGCACACAGGAGGUGGGGAUACGGCGGGUACGGCCUCGGCUUUGGUGGAUACGGCCACGGGUAUGGUCACGGAUAUGGCCAUGGUGGGUAUGGUCAUGGAUAUGGUGGCUACGGUGGAUAUGGCCAUGGCUAUGGUGGAUAUGGCCACGGACUCGGACACGGCCAUUAUCAUUACUUCGGAUAGACGGAAGGAAGCCCAGAGGAGGAAGAGCAAGGUUUUCGCCACUCGGGGAGCGUGCCAGCUGGGAAAUCCCUGGUCCCUUGGCUCCGCCCCUUCCCUUCCUGUCGACCACUUCAAUUAGUUUGCUCUCCGUCACACCUUCUCUCUCUGACUGCGUCCCUUAUUCCACGGGGAGCGGGACGGUUCCCUUGCUCAUGCUAAGAGAAAAGCAGAACUGGAGAGAGCUUCCACACUGCCAAAAAAACGGGCAUUGUUUAUUUGUUUAGUUGUUCUCGACUGUUUUACUUGCGGUGUCAGAUUUUUUAAACAAAUUAUUGAUGUUUUUUUAAGUAAAUCAUUGAUGGAUCGAUUUUGUUUUGUCUGUAUUUAAUAAAAUUGUUGAUCUGGA